This is a messenger RNA of Medioppia subpectinata, 1761 nucleotides long. NCBI's taxonomy places the organism in Eukaryota, Metazoa, Arthropoda, Arachnida, Sarcoptiformes, Oppiidae. The record is from the annotation of a GenBank genome assembly.
AUGUGCACAUCGGAAGAGAUGGUUCACUCCAUCGCCUCAAUCGUCAAAAUUCAUCGCCACUUCCGGUGCGAAACUGUGCUAACGGUAGCGCGGACAGACAGUGCCAAUACUGGACCUAAUAGUAGUUAUAACUACUCAUUCGGUGAAACUAAUAGACCAGAUGUUAAUGUGAGUGGAACUACAGGUGUCGAUGAUUAUUGCGAGGAUAUCGGCGCCAUAAAGCCGGUGCCCAUUAAGAACACAUCUGUAGUCCAGUCAAUGACGGCCACUGACACGGAAGGGGAAGACUCCAAACUGGAGCUCUAUAGUGAUAUCGAGUCCAUUGGAGACACAAACAAUCGUGAAGGAGAGACAGACAGCGAUUGCGGUCCCACUGGAGAUGACACCAAACUGCUCGUCAUUGAUGACCAAAUGUCUCAACAACCAGUGCUCUGCGCUUCCAAUCCACAAACCAAUGAGUCUACAGAUUGUGAUCAACAGAUGGUUAAAACUAGCGGUCAGUCACUGACUUCGACACAUGAGUGGCAAUCGAAUGACUUGAUGUCAUCGUCUCAACAGAUACCGAGUGUGGGCGACAUGACUACUGAUAAAUGCAAAUCCAACCAAUCAUUGAGCAAAUUAGCAGAAAAGGCAACUCUGAAAACGGGCAAAACGGGUCACAAACAGUAUUUAGUGGACUCAAAACAAGGGCGAAGGCCUUCUAUCAAAGACUUAUUCGGCGACUCGGAUGACGACAGUGACGACGACAGUGACAUUCGGCGCCUACUGGCAGAACAGGGAAGCAUUAAUGUUCACUAUCCGCUCAAAAUACCCAUUCUUCUCAAGCAUAGUGUGGCCAAAAGUGACACAAUUAGCGAAUCUGCAAAUGCAAGCGUUGCCAAUACAAAUGAAACACGCGAUCCCCUCUACGAUACACCAAUAGUAGAUCUUAAUAAAUGGAUCGCUGUUACGCCUGUCGACACUACCGACGCCGCUCUCAUCACAACUACAACAACAAACGCUAUUAAUAAAUGGAAACCUAUAGAAGGUGUGAACGCAAACACAUCUGUUUGUGCGAUACCCGUCACCGAUGCCGUCACCGAUGCACCGGUCGCUGAGUUGGAUGAUCGGAGUGAGACAGUGAUGAUCGGCGAUACUUCAGGCAAUGUCGAUGACAUUAGUGAAGAACAAGAGAUAAUGGAUACACACAGUGAUAAUGUGGAACAUAUGUCGCGUGAAUGUAUAGCCACCAGUGCUCUGACGGCUAACCCGGAAGUGGUCGACGAAGAAGAAGGAGAGAUCCGAGAGGAAGGCGGCCAUAGAGUGAGGCGCUGUAAACACGGAAGAAUACGCAGAGAUAAGCCUAAGGACAGUAGUAUUGGUGAGAAAUGUGGCGAAAGACAUCGAUCCCACAGCAGUGAAUCCAAAGCUAAACAUGUCGAGAGCGGAGACACCGACAACACAAUUGAGUGCCCAAAUAGUAAUGAUGUGCCAAACAGUCCUAAUAUCAAUGUUAAGUUGAAAGAGAAAAGAUGUGAAUUGAAUGACAAGAAUGAGGAAUCAUUGGAAGCCGAAGACAAUGCGGAAAUUGGUUGGAAAAAGUUGUCCAACACUACAAAAAUGAGAAGCUAUAGGGAUAGGGACGGCAAACCGAAGGACCCCAAACACGUGGAGCUCAUGUUCCGCGAACGCGAACUCAGCAAAAAACUAAAUAAGAAAUUAGUUUUGAAGAGCGGUAGCAAAACCAUUAAGGANAUUGGCACUGUCUGUCCGCUGCGGUGA